Messenger RNA from Mycotypha africana, 2835 nucleotides. RefSeq lists its product as uncharacterized. Gene Ontology annotation, molecular function: protein dimerization activity. The transcript is spliced from 3 exons. NCBI's taxonomy places the organism in Eukaryota, Fungi, Mucoromycota, Mucoromycetes, Mucorales, Mycotyphaceae. The coding region runs from base 239 to 2383 and encodes 714 amino acids. The record is from RefSeq and is a predicted model, not a curated record.
CAUCUAAUCAUUAUGUGCGUGUGUGUGUGUGUGUGUGUGUGUGUCUACAUAUUUAUGGUGAAUCUUUAUAAUCCCAACAUAUUUUUGAGAUAACUUCUCCUACUUCCUUCUUGGCUUGAAUGAUAACCAUCAAUAUAAAAAAAUCUCAUUUCCCUAUUCCCGUUUCCUUUUCUUUUAUAUAAAUUCCUUUAUUCCGUUAUACCUUUCUGGUAUAUAAUUCUAGUAGGUUUACUUCAUUAUGGAUCUACCUGCUUACCAGUUCAUGGAUACUGUUAAUGAUAUGGAUAUACUAUCGAUAACUCAAAAUCAAUAUUUACAGCAACAGCAACGCCAACUGCAACAACAACAUCUCCAAACCGAAUACCAAAAAUACUAUUCACCAUCAACGCAACCCUUCAGACAACAGCCUACACAUGCUAAUACGUCUGCUUCUGUAGAGACAUAUAGUGAAAUUCCUAUCACAAAUCUGAGCAUACUUGCAGAGCAUACAAAUGAUCCAUCUGCUAGUAUUCCUCCCUUUUAUACACCGUCGUAUAGCAGUUAUUACUCUUUUUCAGCUGAUCAUGGACAAGGUGCGUCCACACCACAGUUUACUAGUGCUGCAAAACAAGAUACAUACAAAGAAUCUCAACAGCAGGAGGAUUUAGCUACUCCUUUGAUAUCACCGACUACCAGUCCUUCAUUUGUCUGUCAAGUAAAACGGCAAAUUGCUAGUAAUGUUAAUAAUGAGACAGCUUUGAAAAUUGCAACGAACGAAACAGGUUUGUCUCCACUCUCUUCACCAGCUAUUCAACCAAAAGCUGUGAAUUACCCCCUUUUGAGACAGAAUAGUGAUCGUCAUCAACGAGCUGCAUUUCAACAGAAAUACAUUGAUAAUGGCAAUGGCAAUGGUAAUGGUAAUUCAGAGGUGAUGCCGAACAAUAAUACAAGCUAUGAUGCUAUAUCCAGUAGUAACAGCAGCUACAGUGCUCUUCCUACUAUCACCACUUCGGAAAUGACUGAUAUGGAGAUAGAAGAAGAAUACGAGCGUUUAGAACAAGCGAAACAAUUCAUCAAACAAAGGCUGACUGUUCUCCAGCAGAAAUCCCAACAGGGUGAUUUUCAGCGUACCAACAAUAGCAGACCUUCACAGCAGACUUUCCAAACGGCUUCAACUGAUGAUGUAUGCAUGAUGUUCACAGCAGAUUCACCAUCAUCGCAGCAAACACAGACGUUCGUUAAUAGUUAUAUGCAUGGUAUAAGUUCUUCACGCUGUGCUUUCAAUAUCAAGCCAGCGACACCUUCUUCACUUAUGAAUAUGAGAAUGCCCUCUUCAUCGUCACAUAAUAAAACAAUCUCAACUCAAAGGUCAACCAGCGCUAUUGCUACUUCUAUUCCGCCAUUGAUUACUGCUCAGCAAAGUGAUACUGUUAUGCCCGGUGAAAAUUAUUAUACGACCCAUAACAGCAGGCUCUCUUCAAUUUCUAAUAAGACGGCUGCUACUACCACAAUGACUUCUCCUCCAAUCUCGAGUAAUAUAACCCCUACUACGACACCAAUUAUCAGUGCUGUACGUGCAAGCGGUAGCAAUUAUUACUCACAAGAAGCCUCAUCAAAUAGAAUAACCGACAAGAGUGCCGCUAAUACCAUCAUCACUGCUACACCUACUACGGAUAAGAAUCCUUCAUCCAAUAGUCCUACUUUUACAAAAAAGAAAAGACAAAGGCGAAUAACAGUAACAGAUGAGAAGAAGCAAAAAAGAAAAGGGUCACAUAAUCAUUCACACCACCGUCGUAAACUUCCUCAGCCAUCUCCUCGAGCAUUGAAGCCUUUGUUAGUAAGAAGCCCAAUAGUUACUGCUGUUGUCGGUACUAACAGCAGGAGCAGUGGCAAUCAUUAUAAUGGCAAGGGUAACACUACUACAGCUCCUCCUCAUGACAAUAGUCAUACAAACAGACAUCGUUCGAAUAGUCAAUAUCAUUUCAUAAAACCUGCAAGCAAUUAUUAUCUUCCUACAAGCAUUGAAGAUGCUGAACGUAUCUUAGCUACCAAAUCAAACUACCAGAAUCUGAUAGAAGGAAAAGCAGCAGCCCUCGGUAUUGCUUUCACGACGGAAAUUAAGAGUGGUGUCGAAGUACGAAGAAGUGCUCAUAAGGUGGCUGAGCAGAAACGUCGUGAUUCUUUGAAGGAAUGGUUUGAUAGAUUGCGACGCGAAGUAGAAGAUGGUUACGUGAAACCGCGAAAAUCCUUAUUGUCGCAAGUGAUAAAAGCACAGCAGGCUUCUAUGAAUGAUGAAAAUAGCGAUAACAAAGAUGCCACUGAGAGCACUAGUAGCGGUGGCAGCAAAAACAAUGAUAAUAAUUUCGUCUGCAUGAUGCAGACGAACAUAAUGCCAAUGCUAUGAAACCGCUCUCAAAGGUAUUACUACUACAAUAUGCAUUUGAAUACAUUACACAUAUGAAGAGUAAGCUAGAAGAGAAAGAACUAAUCAUACAGAAACUGAAAGAAGACUUGUACACUAAUGGCACUGCAAAAGAAAAGGAAUAUGAGAGAGGCAACGUCGAAAAGUUGAUGAAGACAUAGUAGUCUUCAUUUCAUAUAAAAAGACGCCUUACACGUAGCGUUAUUGCGCGCUUCUGCUUACAGAGAAUUGACCGUUUAUUUGAUUAUGAUAUCCUAUGCAAUUUUUACACCAAACUUUCAUUAACAAGGCUGCUUUUUUAUUCAUUGCAAAACAAAUUAUGCCUCACAGUUCAUCCUUUUUCGUAAACAUUAUUUUGCAGUUAACUUCUACUUACUAUGAAACUAUGAUAACAUGAUCCUAAUAAAAAGAACACAUUAGAAUAGUUUAUGAAA